AUGUGGCCCAAUUCCGAGAUCCCCAUGAUAUCUAAAGAAAACGAUCCUUUAUCGUUCCUGGAGGAUCUCCUUCCUUUUAAAAUAUUUCAGCAAUCGACGAUUUUCAGAUUGUUCGUGUUAGCGAAACUCAUCAACGACAUUACCUUGUGUUUGCUGUUCGAUUACGAGUUAAUCUUGAGACAAAUGGACGUGAAAUUUAUUAAACAAUAUUACGUUUUGUACGCAUUGGGAGCAGCGUCGUUCGUGAUAAUACUCCAAUUUUGUAUCUGGUGCCCGACCGUGGUGAAAUUCCCGGCGCAGGUUCGAGAAAUGGGCUUCAAUUUAAAAUGCGCCGGGGACACCCUUUACCAAAGCAUUUUGAACGAAUGCAAAGCAAUAAAAACCGUCAUUUACUUGAAUUUAUUCAUGUCUCUUCUAUCCUCUCUAUUAUUUUUCCCCUUCAACGGAGACGAAAUGCGGUUCAAUUUCAUAGAAUUCAUAUUCGAAAAGUAUAACCCGCGAUACAAAUCGUUUGUAAAAGGCAUCAAUUACUUGUCCUCGAUGUUAACUGGCUACACCAUGUUAAUACCCCUGAUGUUCUGCACCCACUAUGUUACUCACAUAAAAUUCCAACUACUCCUGCUGAACGAAUUCGUGAAGAAAAUUAAGGAAGAAAGCGGCGUUCGUGAUGAACGUUAUCAAAGGCGAAUCAGCGAGAAACUUAAAUUCUGUAUCUACCUCAAUAAUAAAAUAACAAGGAUUCAUAAAGCGGUGAUGGUUAUAAACAAUCCUUUGGGGAUUCUCAUGAUUUUUGUGUCUACUUUAACGUUUGUGUCUGCUGCUUUUUUUAUCGUUUCGGAUGUAAGUAAAGAAAGUAACUUUCGAAUGUACGCGGUUCUCUUUACAUGGUUCCUGCAGGUUCUAACAUAUUGCACCACCGCUCAAAGUUUAACCGAUAGGUCCGAGGAUAUUUGUAUUAAUGCCUAUAAUUGCCCUUGGAUCUGUUGGAAUGUAAAGAACAGAAAAAACUUGUUGGUAUUUUUAAUAAACAAUUUGAAGCCAUUAAAAGUUACCAUUUACAUUACUGAGACUAAUCACGCCUUGUUGGUAAAGCUUUGGAGAUUAGCUUAUGCGGUUCUAACAUGUUUGGUAAAAGUUAACAGAAACAAUUAA
Messenger RNA from Phyllotreta striolata, 1152 nucleotides. Lineage: Eukaryota; Metazoa; Arthropoda; Insecta; Coleoptera; Chrysomelidae. The record is from the annotation of a GenBank genome assembly.